UGAGUAAAUAUAGUAAUAUACAUUUGACUUCACAAUCUGCAAAAUCAAACCCAAAAAAUCAUGUACACCUAAUUACUUGCGAGAACAAGAUUUAUGUACUAAAUAAAACACCACUCACUAAUCAUAAUAUGCAUUUUCCGUUUAGGUUAAGAGCUACGAAAAAUAUAAUUUGGGUUUGGUAGAGCUGAAACAAAUAAUUAACAGCUUAACUGCCGACAAGACUUUCACCACACACCAAACCAGAAAAGAAAGUAGAGAUCCAAUCAACCCGGAAAAUCCCCAAUUGCCAUUUCGAUCCAGAAAUUGAAUUGCACGCUUCACUUUCGUUACUAUUGAAUUGGCAGCACGGGGAAUUCCGGUAAAACAUUGUAUUCAUCCGGUUUUCAGAUUAAGCUUUCUUUAGUUUUCCUGUUCGAUUUCGAAAGAAACAGCUAAUAUUGAAAUGCGGGUUAGAGUUUAGGGUUUAAAUGGGCAAUGAUAGAUAACGAUUUAGAAAGUGUUGAGGAAGGUGGAGCGAGUAAGGUCAAGCGAAUCGGAAUCAGGAGGGAACCUUCGUUCUCGGGCUGGUACGACGAGGAUGGAAUCCCGUAUCCAUCUCAGUUGAUAAAUGACGAAGUGAAUGUAGAAGAAUUCGAUUUUAAUUUGCCCUUGGCUCAGACACGUAGCUCCGAAAACGACAGUUUAGACAGAGAGAGAUUUAGUCCUAGGAUGGAGCGUGUUGUCGGAAGAGAGAGUGACGGUGCUUCCGCGAAUGGUUUGAGAGAUCAAACCGAAAAGAGUUACGCUCCUUUCGACAUUGAAAACGCCGACGAAGAUGAGAGAUAUACUAACCAUAUAGUCGAUAACCAAAAUGCACGUAAUCCGAUAUCGAUGGCUGAUGUGCUCAAGACACUGUUCUUUAUACUCGUUUGGUACACGUUCAGUACAUUCCUUACACUGUAUAAUAAAACUUUAUUAGGGGAUGACAUGGGUAAAUUCCCGGCCCCACUAUUGAUGAACACAGUUCACUUUUCGAUGCAAGCUAUACUUUCAAAAGGCAUCACAUGGUUUUGGUCGGACCGAUUCCAUUCCUCCAAUAUGUCGUGGAAGGAUUAUUUCGUACGAGUUGUACCUACGGCUCUCAGCACUGCGAUGGAUGUUAAUCUGAGCAAUGCAUCUCUCGUUUUCAUCUCCGUCACGUUUGCCACUAUGUGUAAAUCAGCAUCACCAAUAUUUCUCCUUAUUUUUGCCUUUGCUUUCAGAUUGGAGUCACCAAGUGUUAAGCUACUUGGCAUUAUGUUAGUAAUCUCUGUUGGGAUACUAUUAACAGUUGCAAAAGAGACAGAGUUUGAGCUUUGGGGUUUUAUAUUUGUUAUGCUUGCUGCUGUCAUGUCCGGAUUCCGAUGGACGAUGACACAAAUUCUACUCCAGAAAGAAGCCUAUGGUCUAAAGAAUCCACUUGUUUUGAUGAGCUACGUGACACCAAUUAUGGCAAUUGCAACUGGUCUAUUUUCUCUGAUUUUGGAUCCAUGGGAUGAGUUUAGAAAUAGCGAUUACUUUAACAGCUCAUGGCAUAUCGCCCGAAGUUGUUUGCUCAUGUUAUUUGGUGGAACUCUCGCUUUCUUCAUGGUUUUGACGGAAUAUAUUCUCGUGUCUGUAACUAGUGCAGUAACGGUAACUAUCGCUGGGGUUGUGAAAGAAGCUGUUACUAUUUUGGUAGCCGUGUUGUAUUUCCACGAUGAAUUCACAUGGCUGAAAGGGUUUGGCCUCCUAACGAUAAUUUUCGGUGUCAGCUUAUUCAACUGGUACAAGUACGAGAAGUUGCAGAAAGGCGAAACGACCGUCGGAUCACCAACACAUGACGCAGCUUCAAAAUAUGUUAUCCUUGAUGAGAUGGAUGAGGAAGACGAUGGCCCUUAAAACCUCAAUUUGUGCAUUUGAAUCGAUAAACUUUGAGAAUGACAAUGGUAGCAUCGUAUCUUCAACUUGUCAAACGGACCAUGUAUCGUUGAUUCGAUUAUACGGAGGAAAUUAAAUGUAACCACAUACGGGAAAUGAAUUUGUGAAUGAUUUAUAAACAUUUGUACCGUUUGUUGAGACGGGCUGACGUCGAUUUUCUUGUAUCAAUGUUGUGCAAAGUGAUGUAGAGUUUAUAAUUUUCGGGACUUGAGAUUCAAUUGCCACAAUUAUUUGGACUGUAUAUUAUAGUAUUCUACUUGAUUUUCAUCUUCCUUUUCUA
This is a messenger RNA of Erythranthe guttata (spotted monkey flower), 2218 nucleotides long. Its product is annotated as putative sugar phosphate/phosphate translocator At1g06470. The record is from RefSeq and is a predicted model, not a curated record. NCBI's taxonomy places the organism in Eukaryota, Viridiplantae, Streptophyta, Magnoliopsida, Lamiales, Phrymaceae.